AAUGGCGUUUGGAACGUCGAGCACGAUUCCACUGACGUCGGAUUCCACAGUUAAACGAGGGAGAAGACUCGAAUGGGAUCGGUCGGCUGUCGUUACCGACCACUUCUCUAAUUUCGUAGACGAUUAAUCCGCCCAAAUCGCCCGGAGAUGGGCUUUAAAAGAAACUAAUUAAUACCGGACGGAAGAAUGGAAAUGAAAGCCGAAAACGAGGGACGUUGCCGCGUGACGGAAUCGGCCAGUGGCCCCGCGCCUCCCGAAAAGCGGAAAGAACGGGUUUCACCACAAAGGCGAAGUUGGAAGGUGAUUUGCAUCGCUCCCUCCGUAAAGAAAGAGUUGGUGCCUUUAAAAGUCGUUCUGUUUUGUUGGUACGGAGCAUUUUCCAGUCUCUUACCUUACAUGACGAUUUACUUGAAGCAAUUAGGCAUCACCGCUAGCGAAAUUGCUUUUAUAUACACGUUCUUUCCAAUCGCUAAACUUCUCGGACCGGCCGUCGGAGGGUUGAUAGCGGAUAAACUGGGAAGAUACAAACCAGUUUUGUACGUGGCCCUUGCCUGUAAUGUGGUCUUCGCCACCAGUUUCCUCUUCAUUCCUGCCAUUCCUCGAUCGACGUGCCAGAGUAAAGGUCGUCUGGAUUGCGAAAAUUGGGAAAAACCGCGGUUGACGAUGGAAGAACCGUGUUCCGGUCAAAAUCGUUCGAUAGACAUUCGGGUGGAGUUUUGCGGCUCGAAAUGUCAUCUGGCUACGAAAUCCAUGGAAACUCUGUGUUUCGAAAGAAGCGGAAACCCUUAUUGCAUCGACCUAAGAAGAGACAAUAAAGAAACUCCUUCCGUAAAAUUGAACGUGUCCAUCGAUUCCGAAGUGACAAACGUGUCCUGUUCGUACACCGUACAAAGCAUCGACGACAAUAAUCAAACCAUUCCCCUUUCCAGGUGCGCGAUAGAAAACGUCACGGAAGAUUGUCCGCCGUUCUGUCGCGUUAAAACGUUCGACGUCAAUGGAAAAGGCUGCGAAAUAACGUGGGGACAGAGGCUUCCCACUUUAGCCUCGGCGUUCACCGUAUUUAUGUGUUUUCAAGUGUUCGUGGCCAUCUGUUUUUCUCUGACGGAGGCGACCACUCUGGCCAUGGUCAAAGAGCACAAAGACGACUACGGACGCCAGCGUGUUUGGGCCAUUUUGGCCACCGCCAUUUUUUCUCCUUUCACUGGAUUUCUAGUCGACGUGGUUUCUGCUUAUAACGGACGCACGGAUUACUCUCCCGCCUUUUACGUUUUCGAUUGCCUAAUAAUAUGCAACAUGGUCCUAGUGUAUAUUCUCAAUCUGCCCGUGGCUCCUCCGGCCAAAAACAUCGUUAAAAAUAUCAAAAAUCUCAUCGUUAUGCCGGAAGUCGUCGUUUUUCUGAUAGUAAUUUUCUUUCUCGGCACGUUUUGGGGUUUUCUGGAAUCAUUUCUGUUUUGGCAUCUUCUGGAUCUCGGAAGUCCGAAGUACCUUCUGGGUCUGACUCUGACCGUAGGCGCUAUCGUGGGUCUGCCAUUCCUUUACACCUCGGAUUUCUUCGUCCGGAAAUUCGGUCGAGUCAACUUACUGAUAGUGGCUUUCUUUUUCUACUCCGUUCGUUGCAUCGGAUAUUCCUAUAUUCACAAUCCUUGGUGGUUUGUGUUAUUCGAAGCCAUGGAAGCAUCCACGUAUCAUCUAAUGUGGGUGGCAGCCGCGACUUAUGCCGCUGGCCUAGCACCGAAAGGCCUUUUGGCCACCAUCCAAGGUUGCGUGGCAGGAAUGCAUUUCGGGAUCGGGAGAGGGUCGGGAAGUCUGAUUGGUGGAAAUUUAAUAAGCGCAUUUCGUAAUCGAAUUGCUUUCCGAUCUAUGGGAGUGGCUUCCGCCAUAUUGGGAGUAUUAUAUGCAAUUAUAUAUUACGGAUUGUUAAAGAACUUAAAAACCAGUAAGGAGAAGGAUGACAAAACAGUAACGGAGAAAGAAUUAUCGAAAGUAGAAAUCUCGGGGAAAAAGUCUUGGCCAACAAAUGAAGAAAAAUUUUAACGGUUUAAUUAAAUGACACGUACGCUGCUAUUUUUUACAACUGCUUUUGUACCAUAAUUACCAUCUCAAGAAUUUUUGGAACACGAAGAAUUUAUAUCUAAGAGUUUUAUGUACAGAUGAAACUUUAAACAAUAUCCAACAGAAUGCGUUAUUUUAAUUGAAGAAAUUUAUAAUCUGUAGAACUGUCUGUUUCGUAUGUUGUUUCGAAAUAUUUCUUCCACAUCAACAGUAAGCGUCAUUAACGGAAGCUGUUCCAGUUGAUACGUUUCAUCUAUCCUUAAUAUUUACUUUUGUCGCAUUCGUUCGACCCAUCGUAAACAAAGAUUUUACAAUAAAUACAAAUAACGACUGCCAAAUUAAAGUUACCAAAAUUGUCCGUCAUCGUAGGAAUUUCGCCAAACAAAUUGUGGUGGAAGUUUAAGCUUCUGAAAAUAAUUGAAUAUUCGAAACAAUUGAUAAGUACAGUACAUAUUUAGUCUCCAAGAUUUUAUUUCCAUCUUUGUAACAAAGAUCCGAAUUGAAAUCUUAAAAAUCCAGAAAAGAUUUGCUUAACUUUCCCAGCCAAAUUUUAUAAUUUUGCGUGGUGCCAUCUGUUAUUAGAUUUUGUUUGAAAAACUUUUAAUGUUAUUAUUAUAAAAUGACAAAAGCUUAAUUUUGGGGUAGAGAUGAGUUUAUUUAAAAAACAAAUUGUAAAUGUUAAUGAAAAGUAAAUCUUCAUUAAUUUAACCCCACCCGGAGAUAUGACAAGUAACUCCCCUCCUUUUCCGCAUUCUCUCGACCUUUAACCACCAAAACUUUAAUAGCAUUAUUGUCCCUAAUAUACAGUUUUCUUUAAAAUUUCAAAAUAUUUGGUAAAAGGCCAAGUUAUUAAGCUACAAAUUGAGUAAAUAAAAUCGUGCCUUCCACACACUAACACCCAAACAUACAAGAAAAAGUUCCAAAUUUUUGAAUUUCUCGACGUUUCGAGGUUCUGAGUCUGAAAAUAUAAAAAUUUCGGGGAAUUCAUUUUUUGACCAAUCGCCCUCUGUUAUAUGUAACAGAGGGCGAUUGGUCAAAAAAGUAAAAAUUCAGUUUCGUUAGAGAACUGUACGCAAAUUUCACCGAAAGUCAUUGUUGAAACGGAAGAAAGAAGGAGCUUCGAGUAACGACAACCGGCAUUUUGAAUAUAUAUUGAUGUUACUAAUAAUUUCCCCCAAAACUGCGAUUCGCUAAGGAUAAGACCUUUCAGUGCAAUAAAAAAAAACUAAACUGAAAAAUUUUAUCUUCAGCAAUUUCGAUAAAUUUUAUUCCAAUAACAGAUGGUAACUAACAAGCCUGUUUUAAUUAUGUCAUCUAUUGAAGUAUCACGAAUUUUAUCACAAACUCUAUAACUUAAAUCCCAGAGAAUGCAAUGCAUUCUAAUAUCGAGUGUCGCGGGACCAAAAUAUUCAGUGUACUAUGUGUCUCGUUGCAAUUCGUAAGUUCCGUCUUUGUUUUAUCCGAGCAUGUAUUAACGUGGAUUUAUUGUAUAUAAUUAUAUAUAUAUAUUUAGACUAUGUAUAUACAAGAUUAGUAGAUAAAGGACCAGAUUUAUAUUAUAUUUUAUUA
This is a messenger RNA of Centruroides sculpturatus (bark scorpion), 3621 nucleotides long. Its product is annotated as major facilitator superfamily domain-containing protein 6-like. The coding region runs from base 187 to 2034 and encodes 615 amino acids. Lineage: Eukaryota; Metazoa; Arthropoda; Arachnida; Scorpiones; Buthidae. Gene Ontology annotation, cellular component: membrane. The transcript has 6 exons. The record is from RefSeq and is a predicted model, not a curated record.